Messenger RNA from Angiostrongylus costaricensis, 672 nucleotides. The record is from the annotation of a GenBank genome assembly. NCBI's taxonomy places the organism in Eukaryota, Metazoa, Nematoda, Chromadorea, Rhabditida, Metastrongylidae.
AUGUCUUUGGCGCCGAAACUCAACAAGGUAUCUCUGGAAAUCUACAUGGAAUCAAAAUGUCCGGACACAUCUCGAGUGGAUAAAGUAUUUCACUUUUUUUUAAAAUUUUUAUUCGCCUUUUUCACUUAUGACUUUUCAUUUCAUUUCAGAUUUCUGCACAAACAGCUUAUGAAAACAUGGUCAAUGCUGUCGAAUACGGGUCGCAUAGAACUCACAAUGAUUCCUUUCGGAAAAGCUCGGUGUGUGGCGACGACUGGAGACGAUUACGAAUGCACUUGUCAACAUGGUGAAAGCGAAUGUUUAUUGAAUCAGUUGAUGAACUGUGUUCUCGAACGGAUCGGUGUUCCGGACAGGACCGUCCCAAUUAUCGAUUGCAUCCAAGGGCGAAAUGAUCUCGACGAUGCAAUGAAGUCAUGUGUCACUAAUAACGCGCUCUUAGACGAACAGUGGAUGAAAGAAUGUGCAACUGGCCUAAUUGGACGACGUCUUUUGGCGACGGCCGGUUUGCGGACGGCUUCACUUAAUCCACCACUCGAUUUUGUUCCAUGGAUUAUGAUUGACGGCGAGCGGAACUCUGACGCUUACUAUGACUUAACGGAAAAUCUCUGCAAAAAACUUAAACCCGCUCCCGAUGAAUGUGUGGUGUAUAUGCAAAAUUCCAAAGCACGCUAA